AGUGCUCUUCAGCUAAGCUUAGUGUCUAAGAGGUUGAGAUCCAGAGCUGCACUACUUGAUAACAAGAUGCAAGGCCUCAUUGCCACGGCAUCUUCCAGGAUCGUGCUCGCGAUCUUCCUGCUCGGCUUGGCGGCUGGUGCCGCCGCCGCCGACGGCCGGAGGUGGCACGUCUCCAGCAGCCCCGAAGAGCCGUGCAAGAAGAUGACGCUCUACUACCACGACAUCCUCUACAACGGUGUCAACAACUCCGCGAACGCGACGUCGGCGCCGGCAACGAAACCGACGGUGCUGAGCACCGUGAUCAACCCCAACGGCACCUACUUCGGCAUGCUGGUGGUGUUCGACGACCCGGUAACAGAGGGCAAGGCGCUGCCAGUGGCCGGGGAGGAGCCGGCGGCACGCGCUCAGGGGUUCUACUUCUACAACAUGAAGCAGACGACCAGCGCGUGGUUCGCCUUCACCCUCGUGUUCAACUCCACGGAGUCUAAGGGCACCCUCAACCUCAUGGGCGCCGACCUCAUGGACGAGAAGACGCGCGACUUCUCCGUCGUCGGCGGCACCGGCGACUUCUUCAUGGCGCGCGGCAUCGCCACCAUCCGCACCGACGUCAUCGAGGGCUUCUACUACUUCCGCCUGCAGAUGGACAUCAAGCUCUACGAGUGCUACGUCUGAAACUCCCGUCUGACGACGUCGUUGAAGGUGGAGUAACACAUGCGCGUGUCAAUUAGGGAGUGAAGAAAAUAAUGAUGUCGUCCCAUUCCAUACAUGUUUCUUCCACGGUUAAAUUGUCAUGUGCGUGAUUACAACGUAAUGACACUUAUAUAUAUAUCACUCUGUUUUAUAAUAUAAGGCGUUUUAGCAUGGAACAGAGGCAGUGUCUUCCUUUUUACUUACAUGUAUAUCGCUUAAAUAAAGGUUUUUCUCCAGUUUCA
Molecule: messenger RNA, 932 nt
Organism: Lolium rigidum
Lineage: Eukaryota; Viridiplantae; Streptophyta; Magnoliopsida; Poales; Poaceae
Product: dirigent protein 5-like
Exons: 1
Coding region: 67-672 (201 amino acids)
Source: RefSeq, a predicted model, not a curated record